CCCCAAGUCCCCUGCGCCGGCGGGUGCUAAACAAAGACCCGAGCCUAGCAAGUACCGUUUGUCUGCUGAAGGAGACCGAGACCACCACAAAGGCCGAAAGACUCGUCCGGAGGAACGUGUGACGGCCACCAGCACCAGCACCAGCCAUGGCCGUUGGCGACAUCCUCUUCCCCCUUCUCACCGACAGCGCCGAUUCCUUCCAAUAAUUCCGCCCCAUCGCCGCCCUCCGACGAAGCUCAGUCCAGGACGAAUGCCCUGACGAACCCAAUCCCUCCCCGACGGACGCUGCCAGUGUGUGACGUAGCCGCGGCAUCUCGUCGACGACUCGCCCACGAACGAACGAACUUGACAACAACAAUAACAACAUCAUCAUCAUCAUCAACCAUCCCCAUCGAACCCCGAUAACCGCAACAUCCACAACAUCCCUCUCUCCCCGCCCCCCGUGGGGCGCACGCAUCGUCUACGAUGGCCGUCCAAUCCAAGGUCUCCCUCAUCGGGAUCCCUUCGAACCGCACCGUCCGCAACCUCGUCCUGCAGCUGACCCAGCUCUACCUCGCCAACCGCUCGCGCAUCUCCCGCGCCGUCUGGAUCACCCUCUUCGUCGCCCUCGCGAAUCGCAUCCGCCAUGCCAUCUCGGAGCAAAAGGCCGCCUCGGCCCGCGAGGCCGCCGUCCGCGAGUCCCGCGCCACCGUCGCCGUCUCGGACGAGGACGUCACCAAGAAGCGCAAAAAGGUCGAGCUGAACCGCGACUUCUUCCGCUCGCUCCUGCGCCUGAUGAAGAUUGUCAUACCGGGGUGGAGGAGCAAGGAGGCCCGACUGCUGAUCAGCCACUCGUUCUUCCUGGUCGUGAGGACGCUGAUCAGCCUGAAGGUCGCCGCGAUGGACGGCGCCAUCGUCAAGAGUCUCGUCAAGGGCAACGGCAGGGAGUUUUUAAUGCACAUUGUCUGGUGGAUGCUGAUCGCCAUCCCCGCGACGUUUACAAACUCAAUGCUUUCCUAUCACCAGGCAGAGCUGUCGCUCAAGUACCGGACACGGUUGACGCAGCACAUCCACGACAAGUACCUCUCCAAGCUGACGUUCUACGGCAUCUCUGCCCUUGAUGACCGGAUAAACAACCCCGACCAGUUGAUCGCGGUCGACGUCGCAAAGUUCUCCAACAGCUUGGCUGAGCUCUACAGCAACCUGGCGAAGCCGAUUCUAGACAUGACCAUCUACACACAUUCGCUGUCUCGCAGCGUAGGCGGCGAAGGCGUCGUAUCCAUGGCCCUCCUCGUCCAGCUCUCGGCCAACGUGAUGCGCGCCUUGACGCCCCCGUUCGGCAAAUACGUCGCCGACGAGGCCCGUCUCGAGGGCGAGUUCCGCUUCCAGCACUCGCGCCUCAUCGACCACUCGGAGGAGGUCGCCCUCUACCACGGCCACGAGGCCGAGAAGGACACGCUCGACAAGGGCUACUUCACCCUCAUCAAGCACGUCAACUACAUCCUGCGCCGCCGCUUCUACCACGGCUUCAUGGAGGACUUCGUCAUCAAGUACUUCUGGGGCGCCCUCGGCCUGCUGCUCUGCUCCGUGCCCGUUUUCGUCAAGAUGCCCGGCCACAUCUCCAUGAACAUGGGUGACCGCACCGAGAGCUUCGUCACGAACCGCCGCAUGCUGCUGUCCGCCUCGGACGCCUUCGGCCGCAUCAUGUUCUCGUACCGCGAGAUCAUGGAGCUGGCGGGAUACACGUCGCGUGUCGACUCCCUCCUCGAGGUCAUGAACGACAUUCGCGCCGGCCGUUUCGAGAAGAAGCUCGUCUCCAGUUCCGGGACUGAGAACAACGAGGCCGUGCUCAAGGGCCGCGGUACUGUCGUCGAGAGUAAGGACAUCAAGUUCAUCGACGUUCCCAUCAUCUCUCCCAACGGCGACGUCCUCGUCAAGGCCCUCUCCUUCUCCCUCAAGCAGGGCGACCACCUCCUCGUCGUCGGCCCUAACGGCUGCGGCAAGUCGUCCCUUUUCCGCAUCCUCGGCGGCCUGUGGCCGGUCUACGGCGGCACCGUCCACAAGCCGCCCUUCUCCGACAUCUUCUACAUCCCCCAGCGGCCCUACCUCUCCCGCGGCUCCCUCCGCACGCAGAUCACGUACCCGGACUCGCUCCGUCAGAUGCGCGCAAAGGGCGUCACCGACGCCGACCUCCUCUCCAUCCUCUCCCUCCUCGGCCUCGAGCACCUCCCGGGCCUCUACGACGCCGGCUGGGACGCCGAAGCCGAGUGGCGUGAUGUGCUCUCGGGCGGCCUGCAGCAGCGUGUCGCCAUGGCCCGCCUCUUCUACCACCGGCCCCGCUACGCCAUUCUCGACGAGUGCACCUCGAGCGUCACCCUCGACACGGAGAAGGUCAUGUACGACAACGCAAAGGCUCUCGGCAUCACUCUCAUGACCGUCAGCCACCGCCGCAGCCUGUGGAAGUACCACAGCCGCAUCCUCCAGUUCGACGGCCAGGGCAACUUUGUCUUCACCAAGCUCGACGCCGACCGCCGCCUGAAGCUCGAGGACGAGAAGGAGGACCUCGAGGUUUUGUUGCGCCAGGUGCCCGAGAUCGAGAGGCGUAUCGCCGAGUUGACUGCGGCGUGAGUCGUGAGUGGCCACGGGUCUGGGAACGUGAUCUGCGCAACAUUUGGCCGGGCAUGUUAGGAAACAAGCUGAGCCCGAUGAGACAGAUAACGGAAGGGCUUUUCUACCAACAACAUGAUUUUUAGGGAUUUUACGGAUGUUUGCAAUUUGUACAUAAGUAGACCAUGACGACUACAGAGAGAGAGGGGUUUGGCGUAGAUUUGGUGCGGCAACCGAAAGAAUAAUGUCAACAACUCCCAU
This is a messenger RNA of Colletotrichum destructivum, 2847 nucleotides long. Its product is annotated as Putative AAA+ ATPase domain, ABC transporter type 1, transmembrane domain-containing protein. Lineage: Eukaryota; Fungi; Ascomycota; Sordariomycetes; Glomerellales; Glomerellaceae. Bases 466 to 2607 code for a protein of 713 amino acids. The transcript has 4 exons. The record is from RefSeq and is a predicted model, not a curated record. Gene Ontology annotation, cellular component: peroxisomal membrane. Gene Ontology annotation, molecular function: ATP hydrolysis activity; ATP binding; long-chain fatty acid transmembrane transporter activity. Gene Ontology annotation, biological process: very long-chain fatty acid catabolic process; fatty acid beta-oxidation; peroxisome organization.